This is a messenger RNA of Orycteropus afer afer, 276 nucleotides long. NCBI's taxonomy places the organism in Eukaryota, Metazoa, Chordata, Mammalia, Tubulidentata, Orycteropodidae. The record is from RefSeq and is a predicted model, not a curated record.
AUGGAGGGAGUCGGAGCCGGAGCCGGAGCCGGAGCCGGAGCCGGAGCCGGAGUCGGGUUCCGGAAGGAGCUGGUGAACAAGCUGCUCUCCCUGCACUUCAGGGACAAGAAGACCAGAGUCAACGCAGAUGCCCUGCAGCUGAUGGCCGAGAUGCUGAGAAUCUUCGUGGUGGAGGCAGCUGUCCGUGGGAUCCGGCAGGCCCAGGCCGAGGACCUGCCUCGUGUGGAUGUGGACCAGCUAGAGAAGGUGCUGCCUCAGCUGCUCCUGGACUUCUAG